Oryzias melastigma (Indian medaka) is the source of this 1560-nucleotide messenger RNA. RefSeq names its product lysophosphatidic acid receptor 2a (gene lpar2a). The transcript has 4 exons. Gene Ontology annotation, molecular function: melanocortin receptor activity. The record is from RefSeq and is a predicted model, not a curated record. NCBI's taxonomy places the organism in Eukaryota, Metazoa, Chordata, Actinopteri, Beloniformes, Adrianichthyidae. Gene Ontology annotation, cellular component: membrane. The coding region runs from base 144 to 1229 and encodes 361 amino acids. Gene Ontology annotation, biological process: G protein-coupled receptor signaling pathway.
GCCAGGUCCAGCUGAUUCGAGUGAGAGUAAUUCAAAGAUGUCGACAUGAAAACUUCCGCUUCACGGUUUGACAAAAUUGAAAGCAAUUUCUAUUUGUUUCGACUGCAUCGCGAAUCGCGCGUUUUCGCCGAUGACAUGUUUGAAUGCUGGAACCUAAAAUAAACGUAAUGGCUGCUGAGAGCAGUGAGUCAAAUAGAUGCUACCACAAUGAGAGUAUUACCUUCUUUUAUGCUAAAGUGAACAAGACCAUCAAUGAAACCUGGACACCGCGGGACAUUACCGUCAUUGCUCUGGGGUUGACCGUAUGCGUCAUUGUACUCCUGGCCAACCUGCUGGUGAUGGUGGCCAUCUUCAAGAACCAGCGAUUCCACUUCCCCAUCUACUACCUCCUCGGGAACAUGGCAGCGGCGGACCUUUUCGCCGGCAUCGCUUAUGCCAACCUGAUGUUGAACACGGGUCCCUGGACCGCAGAGCUCUCCAAGAAGCAGUGGUACAUCCGUGGAGCUCUGAUUGACAUCAGCCUGACUGCCUCUGUAGCCAAUCUUCUAGCGGUGGCUGUGGAGCGCCACCAGACCAUCCUCACGAUGCAGCUGCACAGCAACAUGACCAGGCGGCGUGUGCUGCUGCUCAUAGUCUGCAUCUGGGCGGCGGCGAUCCUCAUGGGUCUGGUGCCCUCUCUGUUUUGGAACUGCGAGUGUGACAUCAUCAACUGCUCGUCCGUUGCUCCUCUCUACCAUCGGCGGUUCCUCAUCUUCUGGGCGGUUCUCAAUCUGCUCACUUUCCUCAUCAUGGUGGUCAUAUACACUCAUAUCUUCAUUCAUGUGAAACGCCAUUGGGGCUACAUUUCCCAGCAUUCCUCUGAGAUGCGACACAACCAGACUGUGGUCAACCUGAUGAAAACCAUAUCCAUGGUUCUAGGCGCCUUUGUGAUCUGCUGGACUCCUGGGCUCAUGGUUCUGCUGGUGGACGGCGUGAUGGGCAGGAGGAGCGAGGCCAACCGCAUUGAGAAGUACUGCUUGGCAAUAGCAGAGUGCAACUCCUUGGUCAAUCCCAUCAUUUAUUCGCUGCGGGACGACGAGAUGCGGAGGACCUUCAAGUCCAUCCUGUGCUGUCUGUGUCGGGGAGGCGCGGAUCAGAGGGAGGAGAACUCCCCCAUUGACAUCAAGGCUUCACUGCAGGAGUUUCCUCUCAACUGGGACCAGAAGUUCCAGCAGGAUCAGGCGUUGUGAAGCUUCAGGGACAGAGCAGAGGGACGGUACCGGACAUGAUCUCACAUCACUGAAGAUUUUUUUUUUUUUUUUUCUUUUUGCUGAACACUUAUACGUGACUGCAGAGCUUUCUUUUUUGUAUUUCCUGUUUGGAGCUGAAUUCAGCGCUGGAGAAAAGCUUUCACUCCUCAUGAUGGUGCAAUCUCUCUUUUUAUUACAUUUGACUAUCACAAGAGCAUUUGUGACAAACUUAAAAAAAGUGAAACACUCCUAAAGUCUGAAAUCAAAUACUGAAAAGUCACACUAAAUAUUUUUUUUAUUAAUUUUUCUAAUAAGAACACUACAAUUUUUA